This is a messenger RNA of Colletotrichum higginsianum IMI 349063, 954 nucleotides long. RefSeq names its product NmrA-like family protein. The transcript is spliced from 4 exons. Lineage: Eukaryota; Fungi; Ascomycota; Sordariomycetes; Glomerellales; Glomerellaceae. The record is from RefSeq and is a predicted model, not a curated record. Bases 1 to 954 code for a protein of 317 amino acids.
AUGUCCAAGAACAUUAUCACAGUGUUCGGCGCCACAGGUGCCCAGGGCGGAAGCGUCGUGUCCAUCUUCCUCAACGACCCCAAGCUCAGCAAGGAUUGGCAGGUCCGCGGCGUCACUCGUGAUGUUAGCAAGGACUCCUCCAAGGCUCUUGCAGCCAAGGGUGUCGAAGUUAUCGCUGCCGAUCUCAGUGACAAAUCUUCGCUCGCCGCUGCGGUCGACGGCGCCACGGCCGUUUUCGCUGUGACCAACUACUGGGACAAGCUGGACAAGGAGCUCGAGACCCAGCAGGGCAAGAACAUUGCCGACGCCGCUCUGGAGGCUGGCGUCAAGCACUUCAUCUUCAGCUCGCUCCUCGACAUCAAUAAACUAAGCAACGGCAUCCUCCCUGACGUGUACCACUUCGACAGCAAGGCCGCUGUCGAGGAGUACAUCCGCACCACUUCUCUCCCGUCAACCUUUUUCCUCCCCGGCUUCUACAUGUCCAACCUCCCCGGCGGCAUGUUCCGCCAGACGCCCCCGGAUAACGCCUGGGCCCUGACACUCCCCAUCCCUGCCAGCUCGCCGAUCCCGCUCUUUGACGCGGCCGCCGACACGGGCAAGUUCGUCAAGGGCAUCGUCCUGAACCGCGAAAAGGUGCUCGGCAAGCGGGUACUCGCGGCGACGGCGUACACUACUGCGGGCGAGGCCGUCGAGAUCUUUAAGAAGGUGUACCCGGAGGCUGGCAAGACGGCGCGGUACAACGAGGCCUCGCACGACGACUUCCGCGGGGCGCUCAAGGGCCAGGGCAUGCCGGACUUCGUGGCCGAGGAGAUGCUGCAGAACAUGAGGCUUCUCAAUGAGUUUGGAUACUACGGCGGCGAGAAGCUGGACGAGUCGCACGCGAUUGUAGAGGACAAGCUGACGACGUGGGAGGAGCAUGUGAGAGAGUCCAAGGCCUUUGCUGAGCUGCAGUGA